Molecule: messenger RNA, 3138 nt
Organism: Grosmannia clavigera kw1407
Lineage: Eukaryota; Fungi; Ascomycota; Sordariomycetes; Ophiostomatales; Ophiostomataceae
Product: ubiquitin-protein ligase
Exons: 1
Coding region: 1-3138 (1045 amino acids)
Biological process (GO): protein ubiquitination; ubiquitin-dependent protein catabolic process
Molecular function (GO): ubiquitin protein ligase activity
Source: RefSeq, a predicted model, not a curated record
AUGGCCGCGUCGGCCGCGUCGGCUGCGAGCCGGUUGGACAGUGCCAGCACGUGGCACAACUGGACGAUAUGGACAGCCCAACGACUACCUUUUCUGAACAUGACCCGCCUGGCUCCUUCGCUCGACGACCUCGUCUCGGCAGGGCCCCGGAUGGCCGUGAAGCUCGGCCGUCUCGUCGACGGCCUCGGCGGCUUCCAACAGCGCGUCAUUCCAGAGGCCACCGAGGCUGCCGGAAACAUGGUCUUCCAGGCCGUCUCUUCUCUGCAAACAACCGGCACGCUGGCGACUGAGGCUGCUGCUGGCUUUGCGAGUGCUGCUGCCGGCGCUGCUGCUGGUGCUGCUGCCGGUGUUGCUGCUGCUUCUUCUGCUGGCGUCGAUGCUGGUGCUGGUGCUGGUGCUGGUGCUGGUGCUGGUGCUGGUGCUGCUGGUGUUGCUGCCGAGACCGCCAGCGAGCAGCUUCUUUCCGGCACGCUCUCUGCUUCGGCUGCUCUCCUGUCCACCGAAAGCGCCCGAGGACUGGGCAGCCUGUUCAACUACGCCACGAGCAAAUGGGCCCUCUGCUGUGUCGCCACGGCCAUCAUCCUCAACCGAACCUACAUCUUUGCGGCAACACGUCGCCGUGUCCGCCUUCCCUUCACGAUCCGCUUCUUGCUGCGCAUCUUGCCCAUCCUGUCGUUCCUCAUGCAGGCACGCCGGCUCCUGCAGUCCAUCCAAUGCCAGACAUCGCCCGACUUUGCCCAGCUGCGGUGGGGAGAUCCAACCAAGCACUCGGACCUGCUGUUCGCCGAAAGCAGCCCGCUGCUGCACAGCCUGAGCUCGCACCUGCUCUUCGGAUCGUCCGACGAAGCGUCUUGCAUCGCCGCCCGCAUGAUGCCCAGCGAGCAGUACCCCAAAAUCGCCGACCUGCGCGGCUCUCUCCCGCUGCUCUGGCCGCUCUUCGUCUCCUUCUGUGUCAGCCACUUCAUCGAGACGCUUUCCUGUGCGGUUCAGGGACGCCCGGUAGCUGCCGAGACCGGCAUUACCCUGUUUGAGCACUCGCUCGCCUUUGCCGAGGCAGACGCCGCUAUGAGCAGCCAGGUUGGCUUGAGCUCGUUUGUCACAUCCUUCAUGGCCGCGGCCCAAUCGUCGCCCGUCGUUGUUCUCGCACAUGCUUCGGCCGCUGCGGCAGACGACACCACCGUCUCCAUCAGCCGGUCCGCGAUCCUCAGCAAAGUCAACACGCCGCCAGAAGUUCUGCUGCUGGCUUUCCUGUCGGCCAUGAGCCACGUGACGAGUCACAUCCUCGGGGUGCUCAACCUGCAGGCCAAAUUCCGCCUGUUCAGCACUGGCUUCUGGGCGCUCUGUUUCAUGAGCAGCAUCGUCUGGAGUGCCCUCACCUUCUCACUCGACGACCUUUCUGGCCAGAGCCUCCUGCGCUUCCCCACCGUGGCCAUUGUGGGAUUCAUUCCGCACUUGCUCGUUCUCAUCGGCAUCCUCAUCUGCUGCUUCAUAUACGGCUCGGCUCUGCUGCUUGCGGCCGUGUCGCAGGAGCCGGACGCCACAAAUGGCAACGGCAACGAGAAUCUAUCCUUCCGGGAGCGCCUUUCCCACGCGCACGCAAACAUGCAGGCCAACCAGCCGACAGUCAACCUCCGCAUCGGCGUGGAGAUGGACUUUUACACGGCACUGCUCCGCGUCGGCUUCGACGCCAUAAGCAUGGCAAGCGAGGCGGUGUAUCUGAACGAGGACCGCCGUGUCAACCUCCGGCUGCAGACCUGGCUAGAGGACGAGAGAUACAACGAGUUGCAGGAGCUGCGCAGUCGGUGGCUGGUCUCCGACCUUCCGGGGUCGCGGUACGAUGUCAUGGGCGCAACGGGUCUCGUUCCCGCCACCGGUGUGAACCCGACGUCUUUUGUGACGAGCGGGUUUGCUCGCGAGCGGACUGCCCGGAAAGCGGUGUCUGGGAAGGCGAACGAGCGAGUGCGACCGAUCCGGACUGGAAUUGGCGCCUCGGAGCGCAGCGGGCGUUGGGUGAUGGCGGUGGAGUAUCUGAUCCACGUCGGCAGGCUUGUACUCUCGUUGUCGGCGGUGUACCUGUGUCGGUGCCUGGGCUGGAUCGGUAUCCGGAGCCAGCCUCGCUGGCUGCGCCGAUUCGUACAGCGACGAAAGGGCGGGCGUGGCGCCGAGGGAGGGCCAGAAGGCAGCGUGGACGGCUCAGAGGAGGACGAGCUGGUCAAGGAGUGGCUGGACAACAGCAAGAUUGAGAGCGUGCGGAUCCACCGGAGCAGCCAGGUGGACGUGGAGCACGAGGUGCGGCAGCGGGUUACCGGCGGCAUGGCGGACAUUUCGGGCUCGACGCGGCGAGAAGAGCGCGAGAUCGACAGCCGGCUGUACCAGUGGUGGCUCAAGGGCGGCUGGUGGGGAGAGACGGAUGCGAGCGGCGACUACGAACCCAGCAUUGCUGCAGACGAAGACGCCAGCAGCGUGAUCUCUGCGUUUGAGGAAAUCGAGGGCGAAUCUGGAUGGGAGUCAGCCGGCGACGACGACGACGACUACUACGGCGGCCUUGGACAGCGAACACCGACGCAGCAAUCACCGAUGGCAUCCGGCGAGAAUACACCGGCCGGAGACCUGCAGAUGGAGAUGCCGGAGCUGGCGAGGCUGCUGGACCCGCGCAGCCCGGAAGAACGGGCAGAGGCCCAGGCGCUUGCGGCACAUCUGAAGAGUGACGGGAUCAUGACGCGGUCUGCGUUUGCACAGUUCCGACAUCGCCAACGAGCUGAGCUGCUGGCGACAUCACGGUUCAGCGGAGCGGCUCAACGGCUGGCAGCCUUUCGGCCGGGCGUGCGGCUUUCGCCUGAAGAGGAGGCACAGCUGCUGGAAGAACUGCUGAUCUCGCGACGAGCAGCAGCCCGAGAGGACGACGAUUUUGGAGCUGACAACACAUCGGCCUCGUGGGCCACCGGAGCUGCCGGCCUGGGCCCCGAUGGGCCGCAGUGUGUGGUGUGCCAGAGUGCUCCUCGGACGAUCAUUGUGUGGCCGUGCCGCUGCCUCAGUCUCUGCGAUGAUUGCCGUGUAUCCCUGGCCAUGAACAACUUUGACAAGUGUGUCUGCUGUCGGAGAGAAGUGCUCAGCUUUAGCCGCAUCUAUGUGCCCUAA